Penicillium antarcticum is the source of this 1959-nucleotide messenger RNA. Its product is annotated as putative phenol 2-monooxygenase. NCBI's taxonomy places the organism in Eukaryota, Fungi, Ascomycota, Eurotiomycetes, Eurotiales, Aspergillaceae. Gene Ontology annotation, molecular function: FAD binding. The record is from RefSeq and is a predicted model, not a curated record. The transcript has 5 exons. Bases 1 to 1959 code for a protein of 652 amino acids.
AUGGAUGAUGAGGACGUGUCCGUGGAAUCCAGAAUCGAUGUUUUGAUUGUUGGAGCCGGUCCGUCCGGCCUCAUGGCUGCGUACUGGAUGGCUCGCUGUGGUGUCAAGGCGCGUGUUAUUGACAAGCGAAGCACGAAGGUGUUCGUUGGUCAUGCGGAUGGGCUGCGUCCUCGCACACUGGAGUUGUUUGACAGCAUGGGAUUUCAGCAUCGGGUCAUGCAGGAGGGGUCCAUCUCGACAGAAGCGAACUUCUGGGUACCUGGUGAGGGAGGGAAACUCGCUCGAAAAGGUCCGUUCAACAUAUCCAGACCAGAUGAGUCACCGUACCACAACACACGCCUGAACCAAGGCCGCAUUGAGCGUUUCAUUCUAGAUAGUAUCAAGGAACACUCCGACCUUGAGGUGGAGCGAGGUAUCAUUGCUGAGUCCCUGGAGUACGACGAGAACCUGGAGAAUGACCCAAAUUCAUACCCUAUCACAGUCAAGCUCCGCAGUCAAGGAGAGGAAGCUCUGAACCCGCUAUAUAACCACAGCCAAUCUGCCUCUGGCGCUACUCGCAAAGAGUCGGAGCGUCACUAUUUGCUUCCCGAUGAUUGGAAUGACCAGGCCCAGCGGGGUAACUUUGAGUCAAAGGACGAGAUUGUCAGGGCCAAAUAUCUAAUUGGGUGUGACGGCGCCCACAGCUGGACGAGGAAACAGUUAGAUAUUCCGGUGGAGGGUUCCAACACGGACCAUAUCUGGGGCGUGAUAGAUGUGAUACCUAUCAGCGAUUUCCCGGACAUCCGUCGUGUAAGCAUCGUCAGCAACGCUGCAGGCACAAUCCUCAUAAUCCCGCGCGAACGAGGCCUUGUCCGCUUCUAUGUCCCAGUGCACGUCUGCGAAGCAGGCUCGACAACUCGAUUCGACCGUUCGACAAUAACCCCAGAAGUGAUCCGUACGCGCGUGCAAGCAAUCCUUUCCCCAUUCACAUUUGACUUCCAAGCCUGUAGUUGGUGGACUGUUUACCAAGUGGGCCAGCGAAUUGCAAGCAAGUUCACGAAAGGGGAUCGCAUUUUCCUUGCUGGUGAUGCAGUACAUACCCAUUCUCCUAAGAUGGGCCUUGGUAUGAACAUGAGUAUGCAGGAUGGGUUUAAUCUCGGGUGGAAGGUUGCGCUUGCGGUUGCGGGGACUGUUCAGCCUUCGAUUCUGAUGACUUAUGAUCUUGAGCGACAUCCGCUGGCAGAGAUGUUAGUUGAUUUUGAUCGGCAUUGGUCGCCUAUGUUCAUUGAUCAGAAAAGCCCCGAGGAGAAGGAUACCAAGGCUGCUGCUAUGUUUGAUAUUGCUGGGAAAUUUGAGGAUUUCGCUGAUGGGUGGAAGGUGUUUUAUCCUGGCAGCUGUCUUGUUUGUAAGCCUGGUUCUGAGGCUGUUGCUCGAUAUAUUGUUCCCGGGGAGAGAUUGAAGCCAGUCAAGCUUCGCAAUCAGGCUGAAGGUGGUACUAAGUGGACAACUACGCUGUUGGAGAGUGAUGGACGAUUCCGCAUUCUUGUCCUGGCUGGAGAUGUACGAAAUCCGAUGCAAAGAGGACGCCUUGAGACACUGUGCCAAGUUCUCACUGGACAAUUCGCAUCCAAGCCAUCCCCCCUAGAUCGCUAUGUCUCGAUUGCUGGUCGCCAUGACAGUCCUCUCGAUGUUGUCACCGUUCACAGUGUGCCGUGGAAGGAAGCCGAGUUCUUUGAUUUCCCGGAAAUUCUACACCCCUUGGAUGCAGUUCGAGGCUGGGCCUAUGACAAGAUCUGGUGUGAUGAUUCUUGCAUCUUUGACCGGUAUUGUGAUGGGACAGCAUAUGAGAAAUGGGGAGUCGAUUGGGUCCUUGGGGCUCUGGUGGUUGUUCGCCCGGAUCAGUAUAUUGGUUGGGUUGGUGAAUUAGGGGACGUGGAUGAGAUGACAGAAUACUUGGAUGCUAUUCUCGUCAAAAAGUAG